Molecule: messenger RNA, 1889 nt
Organism: Aspergillus ochraceoroseus IBT 24754
Lineage: Eukaryota; Fungi; Ascomycota; Eurotiomycetes; Eurotiales; Aspergillaceae
Exons: 3
Coding region: 84-1676 (530 amino acids)
Source: RefSeq, a predicted model, not a curated record
CUCCCCCGUUUUUUUUUUUUUAAACAAAACCCAAAACUAAACUGUACAGUUCUAUCCGGCUUGGAAUUUGCCAGUCCCCCGCUAUGCCGGUCACUGGCGAUUCAUCAGAGCCGGUGGUUUCGUCCGAAGGGAGCAACGCGUUCUUGCCACUCGUACAAGACAAAGAAACUCUCAAGACACCAAAGCUUUCUCCACUUGAUAAAGAUUUUGAGAUUCUGGUGCAAAAUACACUGGAAAAGUGGCAUAUUGAGGGAGUUGCUAUUGCUGUUAUCGAUGGAGAUGAUACGUGGUCCGAGGGAUAUGGAAUUGCUGCUUUACCAGACACUCCAGUCCGCCCUUCAACUCUAUUCUACACGGGCAGUACAACAAAAUCGUUCACUGCUGCUGCUGCCUCCUUGUUAGUUGACGACGACGAGAAAUACCCUAACAUCAAAUGGACAACCCCGCUUAGUCGACUCAUUCGCGAAGAUUUCGUUCUCCAAGAUGAAUAUGCCACAUCGCACGUUACGUUGGAGGAUGCGUUGUCGAAUCGAACUGGCUUACCUGGACAUAUGUUAACCCUGGGACGUGUUGGUACCGUCCGGGAUGUUGUUCGAAGCCUGCGCCAUUUGCCGAUGGACAAGGAGAUCCGAACCACCUGGCAAUACUGUAACGCGAUGUUCAUCACCGUCGCACAUAUGAUUGAGACGGUCACUGGCCAAUGGCUUGGGGACUUUCUCCGCGAACAUAUCUGGGGGCCCUUGGACAUGAAUUCGACCUUCUUCUCGCUCGAAGACGCACGGCGGUACGUUGCCUCUAGUGACGCCACGCUUGCCAAAGCCUACGCCUGGGAUGAGGCAUCCCUUCAGUCCAAAGAGGUCCCAUACUGUGAGGGGACCUUGAGCGGCGCUGGAGCGGUUAUUUCCACUGUCCUCGACUACGCCCAGUAUAUCCGCUCAAUGAUACGGCAAUCCGGCCCGCUCUCAAAAGCAGGGUAUGCGGCACUGCUGCAGCCACGCUCCUUUAUGCCGCAGAUGCUUCCGCAGCUCAAGCACCAAAUGGUCUAUACCCUCGGGUUGAUGUCCAGUGCUUAUCGCGGGGAGCCUGUGAUCCUGCACCCUGGCGGCCUUGACGGCAUGACAAGUACGAUGAUAUACUUUCCCGAGCGAGACUGGGGUAUUGCAGUCUUCUGCAAUGCUGCAGGCCCAGGACGUGAAUCGCUGGCCUGGCAUUUAAUCGACAAUCUAUUCAAGGUCCCAAAAGAAGAGCGUCUAGAUCUCUUCGAGCUGGCGCAAAACAAACUUGCCAAAGCCAAAACGCUACGCUCCUCGGCGCGGGAGCGCUUGUAUCCCUCUGCUCCUUCGCCUGGGCGUCCGAAUUCGCUGCCGCUGCAGGAAUAUGCUGGCCAUUAUACCCACCCUGCCUACCCGGACUUUAUAAUUACUCUGACGUCUGACGAUCCGCCGACUCUACACGUUACUCUUAGCGGGACCUUGAAUGAGACCAUGAGCCUACAGCACGUGUCCGGGGAAUUCUUUCUCGCCGAGCUGUUCGUCACUCUUUGGGGCGUGGAGCCUGCCGCUGUGAUCCGGGCUGAGUUUCAAAUAAAUGCGGAGGGCAAGGCGGCCCGGUUUGGUGCUACGGUGGAUUAUGCCGAUAUGCCUGAUACCUUGAUUUGGUUUGAUCGGUGUGACUGAGUAGAGAAGAGAAGGGCGAAAUGUGUCUUCUUCGAUGGCCACACGGGACGUUGUUUUUGUUUUGUUGGUUUAUUUCUAGCUUAUCCUUUUUUCAUAACCUCUGGUUUUAUAGGGCAUGAACCGAGUUAUAUCUGAUACGAUCUCUCGCGUGAAUACUUUUGGUAGAAGUAAGAAUCAUGUUGUGAAUAUUUAAGAAUAAGGAGUGAAUAUAUA